This is a messenger RNA of Hipposideros armiger (great roundleaf bat), 4656 nucleotides long. RefSeq names its product G protein-coupled receptor 22 (gene GPR22). Gene Ontology annotation, cellular component: plasma membrane. Bases 1390 to 2787 code for a protein of 465 amino acids. Gene Ontology annotation, molecular function: peptide binding; G protein-coupled receptor activity. Gene Ontology annotation, biological process: G protein-coupled receptor signaling pathway; cellular response to hormone stimulus. The transcript has 3 exons. The record is from RefSeq and is a predicted model, not a curated record. Lineage: Eukaryota; Metazoa; Chordata; Mammalia; Chiroptera; Hipposideridae.
CGCACUGCAUCUCUCUGCAGUGGAGAGAAGCGACAAGGUAGGCUGUCAUUCUGCAAAAGCUGCCCGGAACAGGCUUCCCUCUGAAAAGCAGUGCCGUUCCUUUUUAGAAAGGCUAAUCUAAAUGUUGUCUCUGGAGACAAGAAGCCUUCAGCAUGUUAAAUGACUUUCAUUAUGCAUUUUGAGAUGCUUAUUGAUUGCACAGUGGGAAGAGUGAGAGACUGCAGCAGCCCUCAGCAGCACUAUAUGCUCCAUACAUUAGCAGUAGUGCUGAAACAAUGGCACAGUAAAGACACAUUUCCAUUAAGGUCUCUUCCAAGAGAUGUUUAUGACCCUCUUCCCCAGGUCCUCUACUAACAAGUGAACAGCAUGAAUCAAUCAAAACUGGAAACGCUUCAACUACAUCAAGAAUGUAUCAAAUCUUUAGCGGAGGGCCCACAGCAGUUAAUUCAGUACUUACAACCAACAAUAUGAAGAAUGCAACCGAUCGAGUAUUUCCCUAGCUGUCUGAACCAUAAACUGCAGGAUAUUCUUGUAAUAUGAUUUUAAGACACUAAGGAGUUAAAACCAGAGAAUAUAGGUCUGCAUUACUGCUGGGAUAUAACACGUUGACAGUAAUCAUCCUAAGAAGAUGCUGUAUAAAAUAGCCACAAAAGGAAAAACAAUAUAAUUGUAAAAUCCUGAAGACAAAAUGGUGAGCAUUUUUAAAGAGGGAGUUUAUACUUUAAUAUACCAGAACUGUGGAGCUACUGAUUCUUAAAGAAACAAUGAAACAUGGAUUGCCAAAAUGAGAAUGCCAUACAAUACCAGCAAGCUAAAUGAAGCUUUAGCAAGUAUAUUCAGAUAUUCAGAUAUUCGUGUCAAUUGAUUAUUACUAAAGGAUUUUUCCAUCGGAGUUUUAUGACCAAUUAUGUAUCCUCUUCUAAUGAAAACAAACCAAAUUAAGUAGCAGAUGGUUUUUAUCAAAAGAACAUGGACUGGAUUUAUAAUAUAAAGCAAAUUAUGUGAUCCAAGAAAUCAUUUCAAAAUAAUCAGAACUGCUAUAGAAACAGUUUGCAACAAAAGAAUGUCUAAAUAUAUUUUACGAGCUAGAAACCUUAUGUUUCCUGUUUUGUUUUCACCUGUUCUGGAAAAUAAAGAGACACUAUCAUAUAUUCCCGCAAAGGGAAACAUAGUUCCUAUCAUUUGAGGAAGUUUCUCUUGGUCAUGGCUUUUUAAGGCAAAACAAACACAAAUAUUUUGUACUGGUCUUUAGAAAUCCAUCAGCCAACUAAAUCUCACAAUUCAUGCAGUUGAAAUAUUGGAGAGAAAAUGAAAGAAUUCCUACAAGACAUGAAAUAAAACACAGCUACUUCACUGUUGUCAGGUGAAAAUUCAUGUCAAAAUCUGUCAAUGACAUCAUGUUUCAAUUUGUGGAAAACGGCUAUAGUGAGCCAAAAGGCACAUAAGGCACAAGCAAACAGGGAAAAAACCAACUGCUCCAAAAGAAUGUGUUUUUCUCCCUUUCUGGAAAUCAACAUGCAGUCUGAAUCUAACAUUACAGUUCGAGAUGACAUUGAUGACACCAACACCAAUAUGCACCAACCACUGUCAUAUCCAUUAAGCUUUCAAGUGUCUCUCACUGGAUUUCUUAUGUUAGAAAUUGUGUUGGGACUUGGCAGCAACCUCACCGUACUGGUACUUUACUGCAUGAAAUCCAACUUAAUCAACUCUGUCAGUAACAUUAUUACAAUGAAUCUUCAUGUACUUGAUGUAAUCAUUUGUGUGGGCUGUAUUCCUCUAACUAUAGUUAUCCUUCUGCUCUCACUGGAAAGUAACACUGCUCUCAUCUGCUGUUUCCAUGAGGCCUGUGUAUCUUUUGCAAGUGUCUCAACAGCAAUCAACGUUUUUGCUAUCACUUUGGACAGAUAUGACAUCUCUGUAAAGCCUGCAAACAGAAUUCUGACGAUGGGCAGAGCUGUAAUGCUAAUGAUAUCCAUCUGGAUUUUUUCCUUUUUUUCUUUCCUGAUUCCCUUUAUUGAGGUAAAUUUCUUCACUCUUCAGAGUGGAAAUACAUGGGAAAACAAGACACUAUUGUGUGUCAGUACAAAUGAAUACUACACGGAACUGGGAAUGUAUUACCACCUGCUAGUACAGAUUCCAAUAUUCUUUUCCACUGUCAUAGUGAUGUUAAUCACAUACACCAAAAUACUGCAGGCUCUUAACAUUCGCAUAGGCACCAGAUUUUCAACAGGGCAGAAGAAGAAAACAAGAAAGAAAAAGACAAUUUCUCUAACCACGCAACAUGAGACUACAGACAUGUCACAGAGCAGUGGUGGGAGAAAUGUAGUCUUUGGUGUAAGAACUUCAGUGUCCGUAAUAAUUGCCCUCCGGCGAGCUGUGAAACGACACCGUGAACGACGAGAAAGGCAGAAAAGGGUUUUCAGAAUGUCUUUACUCAUUAUUUCUACCUUUCUUCUCUGCUGGACACCAAUUUCUGUUUUAAAUACCACCAUUUUAUGUUUAGGCCCAAGUGACCUUUUAGUAAAAUUAAGGUUGUGUUUUUUAGUCAUGGCUUACGGAACAACUAUAUUUCACCCUCUCUUAUAUGCAUUCACUAGACAAAAAUUUCAAAAGGUCUUGAAAAGUAAAAUGAAAAAGCGAGUUGUUUCCAUAGUGGAAGCGGAUCCUAUGCCUAAUAAUGCUGUAAUCCACAACUCUUGGAUAGACCCUAAAAGAAACAAAAAAAUUACCUUUGAAGAUAGUGAAAUAAGAGAAAAAUGUUUAGUACCUCAGGUUGUUACAGACUAGGAAAAAGGCUAAGUUUCACCAAACCCAUAUUGAGACGUUUUAAUUUUAAAUUGUAAAAAUUGAAAUUACUGCCAAAUAUAAGAAAAAAUGGUAGGUAUUGGUUAUGUUGUAAAUUUUCAAUGUAAAUGUCAAGAUUAGAUUGUCAUAUAUAUUCAAUUUCUUCAUAACAAUGUAUUUGCUGCAUGGCAGUUUGUUAAAGUAAUAUCAUGUGUAUAUUUUGUCAAUAUUAUGUCCUCCAGAAGAUAUUAAUGUAAGUCAUAUUUUCUAAAGAAUAAAUACAUAGCCUUAAAACAAUGUAAAACUUUAAAAUGUAACUGACAUAGGUAUCCUUGGGUUUUGUUUUGUUUUUUUAUAAACUGUAUUGUUUCUAAGCCACAAACUGUAGAUAUAUUUGUAUAAUGACAACUGGAAUAGCAUUUUAACAUAAGAACCAAAAUUAUGGACUCCAAACAAUGAAAAUAAUCCAGGAUUUUCUGUACCACUAUAUUAUGUUUUCUGGUACAGUCAACUUGCUAUAAUAUUUGAUGCAUCAAAAAUAAUGAACUCUGUAUAAAACUUGAUCCUUUUUUAAUAUAGAAAUUGUAGGAUUUAUCAGGAUUUUAAAACUCAAGAAUCAAAAAGAAGUAACCUGUAUAUGCAUACCAAGAGAGGGAAACUUUGAAAUUAAACUUUACGAAAAGCAGAUUGAUUUUUCUAAAUUCAAGGGCACUAUGCCUAUAAUAUACAAAUGAACUGACCAUAAAGAGGAGGAAGAAAAACUAAAGCACCAGCUUCUUUCUUCCUUUCUCAGUCUGUUUGAGUCUAAGUCAAAUGCUCUGAAUUAAUACAGUACAUGCUGGUAAAACAGUGCUUUAAAAUAAACUGACUUCCUAACUUUAUUCAAGUUGGCCUUUUUGUAUAAUAGAAGUUAACUAUUAAAAUCUGAAUACAAGGGAGAAACAAACUAUAUCAUUGUAGAAAAGCUUAAUAAUGCCAGCUAUUUCUAAUUUUAGAUACAUAGCAACUUUAGAGUAAUACAAUUUACACAAUGUUUUUACUCUAUCAUAGCUCCCAAAUGUUUCAAAAUACAGUAGCUCUAUUUCCACUCUGAAAAUCAUUAAAGUGGUAAUAAAUCUUGUUAUUUAUUUAUUUUUUACUCCACACUACUUAAUUUAACUUUAAGCAUUUUGUCUCCAAUCCUCAAUUCACUUCAGGAAACUGUGAAAUUACUAAUUCUAACUAGGUAGCAGCUUUGGGAAUUCAAAUCAAACAAAUAUUUUCCAACUGUUAUAAUGUAAUAAUCUAUCAAUGAGCGCUAAGUAUCACUGUAUCAGAAAAACAGCAAUAAAUUACUUAAAAUAGGUAAAUACUUGCUACCUUAUGAUUGUUUAACUGGCCAAUUUUUCCAUUUUUUAAACACUGCAUUCACUGAAUCAAGUAGCAAUUGAUUUUUAAAUAAAAUUGUAUGUCAAGCAAUUCAAUAAUCUAUCUCCUUUAUGUAAAUAAGUGAGAUUCAUCCAGGGGAGUUUCCUGAAUAUCCUGAUCCUUGCGGAAAUGAGCACCGUGCUAUACCGCCUGAGCUCCCCAAGGUUACAAAGAAAAGUUAACAGGGAUUUACUUAUGAUAAUAAUGCUAACGAAGUAUCAAUCUUGGCAAAGCCAAAAUUUCCUUCUGCCUUAUUUUCUACUCUUUUAUGGAAUUAAAGAAAUGCUUCAAUUUGACAAAAUGUAGCCUAUGCAAGUAAGACUUAUUUUUUGAAACCCUUAAGAGAAAUUAAGACUUCAUAGACAAAGAUAUUAAGAAAAUUUUCAUUAGAUAAAUAUAGUUGGCAGAGAAUAUCUGUUAAUAUGUUAAUUAAAAUUUUUUUUAAAACUAAUUUUAUACUUGGGA